Trypanosoma conorhini is the source of this 528-nucleotide messenger RNA. RefSeq names its product reticulon domain protein. Bases 1 to 528 code for a protein of 175 amino acids. Lineage: Eukaryota; Euglenozoa; Kinetoplastea; Trypanosomatida; Trypanosomatidae. The record is from RefSeq and is a predicted model, not a curated record. The transcript has a single exon.
AUGUCCUUGUGGGAGGUGCUGGCGUGGCACCGCCCCAAAGUUACAAGUGUAUUAUUUGGAACUGUGAUUUCAGUUCUGGCCUUGUUUUGCUUUAUGCAAUACACAGUGGUGACGUUUCUCUGCCGCGUUAUCCAGCUGUUGCUAUUGCUUGGUGUCAUUGUGGGUUUGACGAAUCGGUGCAAACUCACCUCCGACGACAUUCACUGUGCGGUUAACCGCUUUGUGGACUACGCCACGCCCCGGGCGGAGGCGGCCCUUGAAACCACGUACAACGUUGUGACAUGGCGUAACUACCACCUUUCCGGGAUGGUAACUCUAGCUAGCGUCGUGAUCGCCUUUCUGGGCAACCUCUUCUCCGACACCGCGCUUCUCGUGAGUGUCGUUGUACUGGCCUUCUCCGUUCCCGCGGUUUACGAGAGGAAGAAGGAUCUGAUCGACAGAUGGGUGGGCGUGGCCAAGUCAAAGGUGGAGAAGUACAUGGGGACACUCAAGACGAAGGUGGAGGAGGUGACCAAGAAGGACGAAUAA